AUGACUGCACCCCAUCUUGUGCUGAAUGACGUCGACGUCAAGGGCUUCCCGAACAAGCGCGAUCUUGCGGGCUGCCAGAAGCUCAUCACUGUUACGGGUAAGUACCGUGCUGAAAGCACGAUUCCGUGGGGAAAGCCGGUUAUCUGGACCUGCAACGAGGAGAAUAGCGUCUUGAGGGACAAGAGAUUGGCCAAGUACUUCGUAGACUCGGGCGCAACGGUUGUCAAGUUGGGUCGUGACUGUAAAUUGUACAAGGAGGAGUAG
Molecule: messenger RNA, 264 nt
Organism: Ustilaginoidea virens
Lineage: Eukaryota; Fungi; Ascomycota; Sordariomycetes; Hypocreales; Clavicipitaceae
Exons: 1
Coding region: 1-264 (87 amino acids)
Source: RefSeq, a predicted model, not a curated record